GUCGCCAGUUAGCCAGCGUUGUCCGAACAGUAUGGUUUGUACCUAACUGUAGUGAAGUGAAGCGAAACUACGUCCAACAUGAAGUUCAAGCAGGUUUUAGACGUAAAUAAAGUGAUCGCACACUUACUACAGGUCGGGAAGAAGAAGACGGAAAAACAGAUGACGCUGUCAGAAUGGCAGGUGCGUCAGCUGUGCGCUGCCACGCGGCAGAUCCUCCUGGAACAACCCAUGCUGCUCGAGCUGGAGUCUCCGGUGAAUAUUGUCGGCGACAUCCACGGCCAGUUUGACGAUCUACUGAGGCACUUUGACAAACUAGGCUACCCACCUCAGGCGAACUAUCUCUUCCUCGGCGAUUAUGUGGAUAGGGGGAAGAAUUCGUUGGAGACAAUCUGUUUACUUCUCGCCUACAAAAUCAAGUAUCCAAACAACUUCUUCCUACUCCGGGGUAACCACGAAUGUGCCAGUAUCAAUAGGAUUUACGGGUUUUAUGAUGAAUGUAAAAGAAGAUACACGGUCAAACUGUGGAAAACGUUUACAGAUCUGUUCAACUGCCUUCCAGUAGCGGCUCUGAUAGAAGGAACGAUAUUUUGUAUGCAUGGAGGACUAUCACCACAGUUAGUAGAUCUUAAUCAAAUCCGGACUAUUCCAAGGCCUCUGGAUGUUCCGGACUCUGGCCUGGUGUGUGACCUGCUCUGGGGGGACCCGGAUGAGGGUGUGAUAGGAUGGGGUCAGAACGACCGAGGUGUGAGUUACGUGUUCGGUGGCGAUGUCGUCCGUAGUUUUCUCCGCAAACACAACUGUUCGCUCAUCGUCCGCGCACAUCAGGUGGUCGAGGAUGGAUAUCAGUUCUUCUCCCAUCGCAACCUUCUCACACUCUUCUCUGCGCCCAACUACUGCGGCGAGUUUGACAACGCCGGAGCUGUUAUGUCUGUCUCGGAAGAUCUGACGUGCUGCUUUAGUAUUUUACCGCCUGAGAAGAAAAAGCCCAUAAAAUACAAGUGAAAAUGAGCUUCUGGGGGAUGAAGACUUUGACUUCUGUUUUACCUCCGAUUUAUCCAUACAGUUACCUACCAAAGUAAGAGCAUAUUGAAUAACGUAUGGAAUAUGUGUAAAUAAAUAAAUGUACAGUAUUUAUAACGCUU
Messenger RNA from Macrosteles quadrilineatus (aster leafhopper), 1142 nucleotides. RefSeq names its product serine/threonine-protein phosphatase alpha-3 isoform-like. The record is from RefSeq and is a predicted model, not a curated record. Lineage: Eukaryota; Metazoa; Arthropoda; Insecta; Hemiptera; Cicadellidae. Bases 79 to 1002 code for a protein of 307 amino acids. The transcript is spliced from 8 exons. Gene Ontology annotation, cellular component: nucleus; cytoplasm. Gene Ontology annotation, molecular function: protein serine/threonine phosphatase activity.